This is a messenger RNA of Sphaeramia orbicularis (orbiculate cardinalfish), 3140 nucleotides long. RefSeq names its product zinc finger protein 319-like. The transcript is spliced from 3 exons. Gene Ontology annotation, molecular function: DNA-binding transcription activator activity, RNA polymerase II-specific; RNA polymerase II cis-regulatory region sequence-specific DNA binding. The record is from RefSeq and is a predicted model, not a curated record. Bases 257 to 2122 code for a protein of 621 amino acids. Gene Ontology annotation, cellular component: nucleus. Gene Ontology annotation, biological process: regulation of transcription by RNA polymerase II. NCBI's taxonomy places the organism in Eukaryota, Metazoa, Chordata, Actinopteri, Kurtiformes, Apogonidae.
UAGCUUUAUUAGUGGGGCUUCAAGACCUGGGAGGACUGGCAUUUAGUCUGGAACAUUCACAGGACUAUGCUGGAUGAAAUAGCUACCACUUGAAGCUGCAGACAGAGUGGAAGUAGUGGAUUCUUUCCACCUCUCCACAUACAUCUGAUCUCCACACAGCUGUUUUCUUCUCCAGACUGCUGUUCCAGUCAUCAAAUCCUCCGUCACGGCCCCUUUACCAAGCACCCUUGCGAGUUCUUCAGUCCCAUUUACUGAAAUGGAUUGGGCCACACCGGCAGCCAAGUUGAAUCCCUACACCCGAGCUCGCAUGACAGAGGCGUGGCAGCAGCACGCUGUUGCCCCGCCUCCAGUCGUCCACACCAUUCCUCCAGGAGCUGAGAACGCUUUGGGCUGCGCUGUUUACGGUAUUGUACUGCAGCCAGAUGCCGCAUCUCUGCAACAGCAGCCCCAGCACGGACAACACAGCCAGCACAACCAGCAACACAGCGGGAACCAGCAGCACGGAGGCGGCCAGCACAGCCAGCAGCAGCAGCACUCCACCCAGACCCAGCAGACCAGCCUACAGGUUGACGGUGGGCACAAGUGUGGGGCCUGCGGACAUGAUAUAUCUCACCUAUCCAACCCACACGAGCACCAGUGCAUGGUGAGUCAGGACAGGUCAUUCCAGUGUACGCAGUGCAUGAAGAUCUUUCACCAGGCGACAGACUUGCUGGAGCAUCAGUGUGUUCAGGUAGAGCAAAAGCCGUUUGUUUGUGGGGUGUGUAAGAUGGGCUUCUCGUUACUCACUUCUCUAGCCCAGCAUCACACGUCUCACAACAGCACCAACCCUAUGAAAUGUUCAAUAUGUGAGAAAACCUACAGACCCGGUUCUUCUGGCAACGCCACACCCAACUCAGCAAACAGUUCCCAACAGGCCAGUAGUGACGGGGCCUCAGCCAGCAGCAGCUCGUCCAUUCUCCCGUUUCCUUCAGCCAGGGACCGGCCGUACAAGUGUUCGGUUUGCCAGAAGGGCUUCAAACAUCUAUCAGAACUGACUCGGCACGAGCGGGUGCACACUGGAGAGAAGCCCUUUAAAUGUGACACGUGCGACAAAGCCUUUAGUCAGUCAUCACACCUCCAACACCACCAGCGAACGCACAGCAACGAGCGGCCGUUCAAGUGUGCGGUUUGUGAAAAGAGUUUUAAGCAUCGCUCUCACCUCGUGCGUCAUAUGUACGUGCACUCCGGGGAACACCUGUUCAAAUGCAACUUAUGUGAGCUGCACUUCAAGGAGUCCUCAGAGCUCCUUCAUCAUCCCUGCCACCCGCAAGGUUCACGCCCAUUCCGCUGCGCCACCUGCGGCAAAGGUUUCAAGCGCCCGUCGGACCUUCGCCAGCACGAGCGCACGCAUUCAGAAGAGCGUCCCUUCCACUGUGAUGAGUGUCAGAUGAGCUUCAAGCAGCAGUAUGCACUGGUGCGCCACCGACGCACGCACAAAGACCCCACUGACCGUCCAUUCAAAUGCAACCUGUGUGACAAGGGCUUCAUGCAGCCCUCUCACCUCCUCUACCACCAGCACGUCCACGGCAUGGACAACCUGUUCAAGUGCGCCUCGUGCCAGAAGGAGUUCAGCCAAUCGGGAGAGCUGCUCAGGCACAAGUGCGGCGAGUCGUCGAACACGUCCCCCGACAAGCCGUACAAGUGCGACGUUUGCGGCAAGGGCUACAAGAAGAGUUCCACGUUACAGCGCCAUCAGAACUCUCACUGCCAGGAGAAGCCCCUGAAGUGCUCGCUGUGCGACCGUCGCUUCCUGUCCUCGUCCGAGUUUGUCCAGCACCGCUGCGAUCCGUCACGAGAAAAACCGCUCAAGUGCCCUGACUGCGAGAAACGGUUCAAGUACUCGUCCGACCUGAACAGACACAGGCGGGUGCACACGGGGGAGAAGCCGUACAAAUGCGACCACUGCAACAAGGGCUUCAAACAGCGCGAGCACCUGACCAAACACCAGAGCACGCACUCCAGAGAGGGACAGUUCAAGUGUGUUUGGUGUGGGGAGCGUUUCAGUGACUUGGGAUCGUUGCAGGACCACACGGUGCAGCACACAGCAGACGGAGGGGGGUAUGCGGUGCCCCAGUGCUUAUAGACCCUCUGCUGAAUCCCUUCCUCUUUCAAUGACUCUUCUCCUAUAAAGCAGACAGUGCCCUAACCUCCGUGUCCUCAUGUGUACGCUAUUUAUUCAGCAACAUCCACAGUCGCAGGACAGCACAGGCUUUUACUAUUGUGUUCACCCCCCGACUCCCGUAUCAGGUCUUUGUUGCUCUCUUCGCCUGCCCCAAAGUCACAAAGUACUUCAACUCUGUUACUCCAUACAAUUCUGAGGAGGCAUUUGUCUGUCACUGCACUUUCCUGUUUGUACCACCUCUUUUUCUUCUCAAACUUGCCCCAUUCCUUGUUCCUCAGCUGCGCUCUGAGAUCAUUGAAGGCAGCGAGUUUAAUUUGGACAAGACGACAACUGUCUGUCAUCAGUCACACCCACUGCCAACCACAAAGUCUCUGUUUUACACAGAAAACCGGUGCCAUAAUGCAGGCUGAUCCUUGCAUCGUUCCAGAACUUCCACUUGAUUGGACAAGCAAAGCCAAAUGAUCUUAAAUGCCCCUUUGGUUUUCCGGGCAGCAUCACACAAACCUCUUUCUAUUUAACAAAACGGGCCAGACAAAAUUGAUUUAGCAUCAAAUGCAGGUAGAUUUUCCUCUUGACAAGUAAAUCCUAGGAUGGUAUCAAAACUAAUAUCAGGUAAAUCUAUGUACCAUAAGUCUGAAUAUUCACAAGUCUGCAUCGCGUCUUGUAAUUUUUUUUGUAAUAAUCAUAUUACAUAAAAAACUUUACUGCAGCAAUUUAAGUAAUUAAGCACUGAAGUCAAGUCCAGUAUGCAUGGGCCAGAGGAAAUGUUCGUAAAAAAGUUCAUUUCAGAUGCUGUUCCAAAACACACCCAGGUACAAAGAAACCCUGUUACACUAAAAAAACAAAAUUGAAAAUGUGACAUAAAACGUGAUUUAAUUAUUGACUCGUCAUAAGAAAAAAAAAAAAAAAUGAUGCAUGGCCAGUGAAUCCUAAAGUUAAUUUCAGCUGAUUUUGUUUGUCAUUAACUUCUCUUUUUGUA